AUGGCAGAUAAACAGCGCGUUCAGAACCAAGACCUGAUACAUCAAAACCCUCCAUGCCCCAAAUGCGGCUUCUCCGGGGUCGGCAACUCCGAUUCCCAAAAACGGCGAUUGCCGUUCUCGAUCAACUCCGAACAACCCGACGCCAAGAAGCUCUUUCUUGCCUCAGGCACGGGUUCCGGCAAUUCGUCGAACGCCGCACCCAAGACCGCGCCGAAUCCCAACUUGGUCAUGCCCUGCUCGGCCACUGGUCUGCCUCCUCGUCCGCCGCCGCGCCGGCGCCAAAACUUGUAUCCCAUUUCUUCUCCGUCUCACUCGCCUUUGGAAUCUGCUCGGACCUCAGGCUCGCUUUUGGGCGUUUCGUCGAACGCCUCACCCAAGACCACGCCGAAGCGCGACUCGGCCACUGGUCUGCCUCCUCGUCCGCCGCCGCGCCGGCUCCAAAACUUGGCUCCCAUUUCGUCUCCGUCUCACUCGCCUUUGGAAUCUGCUCGGACCUCAGGUUGGGUUCCGGGCGUUUCGUCGAACGCCUCACCCAAGAGCGCGCCGAAGCACGACUCGGCCAUGCCCUGCUCGGCCAUUGGUCGGCCUCCUCGUCCGCCGCCGUACCGGCGCCUCAAGUCCACUCCCAUUCUUUCUGCGGAGAAAUCUUUAUCGAGGACCUCGGCCAACUCUGACAAUUCAAAGGGCUAG
This is a messenger RNA of Morus notabilis, 690 nucleotides long. RefSeq lists its product as uncharacterized. The transcript is spliced from 2 exons. NCBI's taxonomy places the organism in Eukaryota, Viridiplantae, Streptophyta, Magnoliopsida, Rosales, Moraceae. The coding region runs from base 1 to 690 and encodes 229 amino acids. The record is from RefSeq and is a predicted model, not a curated record.